AUGUCACGAUUAAUUGUCAAGGGUCUUCCAAAGUAUUUCACAGAAGAUAACUUAAGAAAACAUUUUGGCGAGCAAGGCGAUGUUACGGAUGUUAAACUUGUGAAAUCCAAGAACGGUGAAUCGAGGCGUUUUGCAUUUAUUGGAUACAAAUCUAGAGAGUCGGCGGAAAAAGCUGUAAAAUUUUUCAACAAGUCCUUUCUUGAUACGGCAAGAAUAGAUGUGGAAAUUGCAAAGACAUUUUCCGAUCCAAAUGUGCCAAUAUCUUUCAGAGAAAAGAGAAAGAGAGAUAAUGAAAGACUUAGGCGACAGGAAGAAGCAUUAAUUGAACAAAAUGAAAUGGCUAAAAAUGUCAAGAGACAAAAACCAAAAUCAGCAAUUGAAGAAGAAAUGGAGAAUGAUCCAAAAUUUAGAGAGUAUAUGGAAGUGAUGAAGCCAUCGCACGAAGUGAAAUCUUGGGCUAAUGAUGCAAUCGCCGAUGGAUCAGGUGGUCGUUCGGCAAAAGAACUCGAGGAUGCUUUGGCCGGAGAUACUAAACCUAUUGCUCAAAAUUAUGAUGUUAUAGAAGCAAAGGAGAGUGCGAGUGAUGAUGAAUACGAAGAUUUUAGUAAGAUUGAAGCACGAAAGGGAGGAGAAGAAGGUGAAGAAGGGGAAGAAGAUAAGGAGGAAGAGAUGAUGAUGAUGAUGAGUUUGGAUAAUGUUGAGAAUAAUUUGGCAAAAGAUGAAAAUGUUUCGGAUUUGGACUGGUUGAAAUCCAGAAGUAUUCGGAUCAAGGAGAAUGGCGAAGUUCCCGAAUCUGCAUUGGAGAAUGAUAGUUUGAAACAAAAUGAAGGAAUCAACCCACUGACAGUUUUGGAAACUACGGAAGUGCUGGUACCAGUCUCAAAAUCUGUGCAAAAGACUGAAGAAGAGAAAACUCUUGAGAAACUACAAGACACUGGGCGUUUAUUUAUUCGAAAUAUCCUGUAUGAAGCUACUGAAGAUGAUUUUAGAGAGCUCUUCCUGCCGUACGGUGCACUAGAAGAAGUGCAUAUAGCCAUAGACACCAGAACCUCAAAGUCAAAAGGUUUUGUAUAUAUUCAAUUUGUUAAUCCCCAAGAUGCGGUUCGAGCAUAUAGCUCGUUGGAUAAGGAGAUUUUUCAAGGAAGGUUAUUGCACAUUCUUGCUGCAGAUAGGAAAAAGAGUCAUCGAUUAGACGAGUUUGAUUUGAAGAAUUUACCUUUGAAGAAACAAAGAGAAUUGAAAAGAAAAGAACAAGCUGUAAAGACCCAAUUUAGUUGGAACUCGUUGUUUAUGAAUACUGAUGCUGUAAUGGAGUCGAUGGCAGCUAAAUUAGGAGUCACCAAGUCGCAAUUAAUUGACCCUGAAAACUCUAGCUCUGCAGUCAAACAAGCAUUAGCAGAGGCGCACGUUAUUGGAGACGUCAAGAAAUUUUUUGAGGAUAAAGGCGUUGAUUUGACUUCUUUCAACAAAAAAGAAAGAGAUGACAAGAUCAUAUUGGUGAAAAACUUUACUUAUGGGACCACCACAGAAGAGUUGGGCGAAUUAUUUUCUCAAUAUGGCCCAAUUGCCAGAAUCAUUAUGCCUCCUGCGGGAACUAUUGCUAUAGUAGAAUUUAAAGAUGCGCCAAGUGCUCGAGCGGCAUUUACCAAGCUUGCUUACAAGAGAUUCAAUUCAAGUAUCUUGUAUUUGGAAAAAGGUCCAAAAGAUUUGUUUACUAGAGCUCCAACUACGGCAGAAGAGGCAAGUCUUAAUGUUGGUAUUGGUGCUGACACUGCCGGCACUGCUGGCGUUGCUGGCGUUGCUGGCAAUAUAUCACAACCAGUCAAGGCAGUCGAAGUAAUCAGUGCAAACGAUAUUCUCGGUCAAGAUAUUGACGACACAGAGGAUGGUGAUAUUCACGGUUCAACAGUUUCCAUCUUUGUCAAAAACCUCAACUUCUCCACUACAGUGCAGCAACUUUCCGAUUUGUUCAAGCCUUUAUCUGGCUUUGUACUUGCUACUGUAAAGACCAAACCUGAUCCUAAAAAUACCGGUAAGACACUUAGUAUGGGAUUUGGGUUUGUUGAAUUUAGGAGCAAGGCACAGGCUGAUGCAGCAAUUGCGGCUUUAGAUGGACAUGUUCUUGAUGGUCACAAGUUGCAGCUCAAGAUUUCUCAUAAACAAAGUGGAGGAGCCAAGGAUUCAAGGGCAACAGCUGUUGGUAGUGCUGCUGCCAAAUCUGGCAAGUCUAAUAAAAUCAUUAUCAAGAAUUUGCCAUUCGAAGCAACAAGGAAGGAUCUUUUGGAAUUAUUUGGUGCUUUUGGUUCGUUGAAAUCGGUGAGAGUGCCCAAGAAAUUCGAUCAAAGUGCUAGAGGUUUUGCAUUUAUCGAGUUCAAUUUAUUGAAAGAGGCGGAGAAUGCAAUGACACAACUUGAAGGUGUGCAUUUGUUGGGAAGAAGGUUGGUCAUGCAGUAUGCUGAGAGGGAUGCUGAUAAUGCCGAAGCAGAAAUUGAACGAAUGACAAAGAAGGUGAAGAAGCAAGUGGGUACACAAAACAUGGCAGCUGCUAGAUUGGCGGGAAAGUCAAAGAUUGAAUUGGAAGAAAAACAAGAUGAAUUUGAUGUUUAG
Messenger RNA from Lodderomyces elongisporus, 2607 nucleotides. It is a transcript of the gene MRD1, whose product is annotated as RNA-binding ribosome biosynthesis protein. Gene Ontology annotation, cellular component: nucleus. The record is from RefSeq and is a predicted model, not a curated record. The transcript has a single exon. Gene Ontology annotation, molecular function: mRNA binding. The coding region runs from base 1 to 2607 and encodes 868 amino acids. NCBI's taxonomy places the organism in Eukaryota, Fungi, Ascomycota, Pichiomycetes, Serinales, Debaryomycetaceae.